AUGAGUCAGGAUUAUAGGAAAAAUUAUGUUUCUUUAUAUGGUAACUCUGAUGAUGAGGAGGAGGAUGGGGUAGAUGAUCAUAUUCAUGGUAAUAAACUGGAUUUAGUAGAUAAAUUAAAAUUUAAUAUCAAUACAGAUACAGAUACAGAUACUAAUACUAAUACUAAUAAUAAUAGUGUUAAAGAUAUCCAUGAUAAAGAUAAAAAUAGAAAUAAGAAUAAGGAUAAAUCUAUCUUAUCAAUGAAUAAUAAUAAUAAUAAUAAUAAUAAUAAUAAUAAUGACUUUACUUCAAAUAUUUUAUUAGAACAAUUAGCAUACGUCGAUAAUUUCUUACCAAACGUUAAUCAUGAUUUUAUGAAUUUAAAUAGUUGGAUACUAAAUGAAAAUAAUCAAAGAAAUACUCAUAUAAAGUUUGAUAAUAAUGGUAAUAGUAAUAAUGAUAUAUCUGAUAAUUUUAAUACUAAUAAUACUUCCUCACCAUCCUCUAUCUUUAUUAAUAACCCAUUUAUGUUGGAUGAACAGUUGGCUGCUGAAUUAAGUGCUUUUGCCGAUGAUGUCUUUAUAUUUCCUGAUGAAGAUAAACCAAAAUUAAAUAACAAUAAUAAUAAUAACGGUGAUAGUGAUGAUGAUAAGAUUAAUAAUAUUAAUAGUGCUAAUAUAAAUGAAAAUAUUCAAAAUAACAUUAAUAGUAAUAGUAGUAGUAGUAGUAAGAAUUAUAAUAAUAAUAAUAAUAAUAAUAAUAAUAAUAAUAAUAAUAAUAAUAAUAAUAAUAAUAAUAAAAAUUCUCAUUAUUUAUCACAGAGAAGAAAUACGUUUCUAACUUCACAGUAUGAUUAUUCUAAAUCAAGGUGCUCUUCGAAAAAGGAUAAUAAGUUAAUAUCAAAUAAUAGUAAUAAUAGUAGUAGUAAUAAUAACAGUAAUAAUAACAAUACAGACAUUGAAGUAUCUACAUUUUCUCCAGAAGUUACUUCUACUACAGUUAAUCAGCAUACCGAUAAUAAUGCUAAUAUAACAAAUACUCAGCAUAUUGCAAGUACUAGUAACCUUACAAAUCAAAUUUCUUCAACCUCUGUACCUUUAUCAAUAACAGAAAAAAAAAAAGAAACAGAAAUAGAAAUAGAAAUAGAAACAACAACAACAAUAAAUGAUAAUAAUAAUAAUAAUAAUAAUAAUAAUAAUAAUAAUAAUAAUAAUAAUAAUAAUAAUAAUAAUAAUAAUACAAUUUCACAAAUUCAAGUGCCUGACUAUUCUAAAAUGUCUACUGAAUUUUUGGUCACAUUAUUGCCUCGUGUAACAAUACCACAAUCUGUGAAUGAUUUAUUAAUUAAAUCUGGACUUACUAAUGAUCAAAUUAUCUCUUUAUCUGCAAUUAUGGCGUAUCAUCAACAACAUUUUAACAACAGUAAUAGAUUUCCAGUUAAAAAUUAUGAUAGGACAAAACUGCUAAAUAAAAUAAAUCAAUUGCAUGAUACAAAUCCAAUUAAAUCAUGCUCUAUUAUACUGUUACAUUUGGCAGACAGCAUCAAAUCACAAAAUAAUAAACAUGUAUCCAAUUUGAAAGAUGCUCGUAGUCAUUCCAGUAAAGAUGAAAUUAUGUCAUUAAUCGAAGCAAGUAAUAAGGAGGUUAAUGAACUAAAAGCUAAAUUGGACAAAAAAAUUAUCAAGACUCAGAAGCUAAAACAGGAAAUGAAUAAUUUAACAGAAAAAAAUGUUGUGGAUCAUUCUAUCGAUAGUAAUUAUCUUCCUAACAAUAACGUAUAUAUUCCAGAUUUUAAACCAUUAUUCCAUAAUCUUGAUCAUAAUAGAACCACUCAAACUGAUGUCCUCACUACCAGCAAAUCACAGAAUAAUAAGAAAAGAUCAUCACCUCAGCUAGGUAUUGCUCAUAAUGAGAGCGAUGACAAUAAAUUAUCUCAAAUAGAUUCUAACAAAAAGCAAAAAAAGCAAAAAGAAUUGGAGAAUACCAUUCAGCAAUUGGGUAAUUUAGCAAAUUCACUACAAAGUAGAAUCCAAUCAUUAGAAUCAGAGAACGAGCUGCUAAAAGAAUUUUUAAUAAGUUUCACUGGUGAGAUUGGUGGCGCUGAAAAGAUGGAGUCAAUUAAACAAAAACUCCUGAAAAAAAUUCAAAAGGAUUAA
This is a messenger RNA of Arxiozyma heterogenica, 2136 nucleotides long. RefSeq names its product Met4p (gene MET4). Bases 1 to 2136 code for a protein of 711 amino acids. The record is from RefSeq and is a predicted model, not a curated record. The transcript has a single exon. Lineage: Eukaryota; Fungi; Ascomycota; Saccharomycetes; Saccharomycetales; Saccharomycetaceae.